UGGCAGUAAGGUAUAAAUAUUCCUCAGAAGUUUUUCAGCUGCAGUGUAAAUGUAUGUCUGUGUUUUUGUGUCGGUGUGGGGGGAAGACAGCGUCUGAAUAUAUUUAUGAGAAACCUACUGAACUAAGUUAUUUUGCACUAAGUAAUAUUUAAGGAAAACGGCACACUGUCACCAUGGUCGCCACAAGCACGUUAAAGACCAAAAGCAGCGAUUGCUUUUCAGAAUUGGUGGAUAGAAGAUAUGACCAGGCUUGCAUUGAAAAAGAACUAGAUUUCUGGGAUAACUGCGUGGCUGAACCCCAGAGGACUGCAGAUGUCACUGAAGACAGAACCUGUCAACAGCUGGCCAAAAUGUUUGAAAACUGCCUGUCACGAGCCAAGAAGACGACCCUGCACUGCUCCUCUGUGCUGGUACCAGAGAAGCUCACGCAGAGAAUAGCUCGUGAGGUCCUGCGGCUGGCGUCCUGCGAGCCCUGCGGCCUGCGGGGCUGCGUCCUCUACGUCCACCUGGACCUGGACAAGGGCUGCAAGCGGCUGGAGCGAAUCGUGUACGAUGCCACAUUGGUGCCCACCUUUGAGCUGACUCUUGUGUUCAAGCAGGAUGGCACCGCCUGGCCCAGCCUGCGGGACUUCCUGUUUAUGGGAACCUGCUUUGCCCCGACCUUCAGACACAUAAUCAAACUGAGUCCAGGUUUUCGGCUCGUCAAGAAAAAACUGUACUCCUCCUCGGCUGGCACCAUUGUAGAGGAGUGCUGAACUAUAUAUAAAUAUUGGGUUUCCCGUGGGUAAAAGCACUUCUGCCCAAAUGUACAUGACACUCCAGUGGUGUCAAAUUUUCUAGUGUUUUUGUACAAUACACUUUAGUUAAAGACACUAGUCACUUUGUUGAAGGUCUGUGUGUUUCCAGAUACACUGAAUAUGUUCAGCAGCUGUAAACGCACCUGGGCACUAUGAAUAGGAGGCCGAAGUUAAGUCUUUGGGGGCCAUGUUUGUAGCUUGUGGUGUAAUGCUGUAUUUAUGGCUGCGGAUGUUUUUAGGACUGAUCGUCUUGUGAAGAUGCUGCUGUCCUGGUGUGGGCUUCUCGCACUAGGGGAAUGUGGAUGCCUUAAAUGUCAGAGAAAUGCACUUUUUUUUUUCACUUGGAGCUGUGUGUAUAGUGUUAACGUUUUAUUGCUUUUUUAUUUUUAUACCCCCUUCUGAAACAUUUUCUUUUCAAUGCAGCGCCUUUAUAGAUUAUUAAAAGGUUGGUUCAACCAAACGUGAAAGCUUCUUUGAUUAUGUGUUAAUUCUUUAACCUGUGCAGAGCAGUUACUCCAGGUCCAGUUUGUAAUGUGAGAUUUUUUACGAGUUCCCUACUGUGUUUUUUUUUAAACUGCCUCCUAUUGAAGGAAAUCAUGUUUAAUUGACAUUGAACAUGUAAACCUUAUUUUACAUAUACUUCAUGUAAUUGUUUUAUUUAACUACAACAGUUAUGCAACACAGGCUUCUAAAUUGAAGACACCGUUGUCCUGGUAUGACAAAAUGAGUUUCAGCUUCAGAGGGAAAACUAGCACACUUAUCAGACCCUUUUUUGUCUGUAAAAGUGUCUCUAAACAUUUCCAUCUAUAGAUUCUUGGAUAUUUCAAUGCUCCUGGCAACAUUUGUUUGAUUUUGAGUCCUUACACUUACCAUCAUUAAUAUUGUAUUGAUCUGUCUGCUCCUGCAGGGCCUUUUGAAAACAUUGUUUGGUGUCAGCAGCAGUUUGUGUUACAUAAGCACAUCAGCUGCUUGUGGUGUGAACCUGCACAGCCUGUGUGACAUUUCUCUCUUGGUCUUUAAUGGCGGCCAGGGUCUCCAUAGUGAUCUGUCGGGCCUCAGCUAAAUGAGAUUCAAAUAAACUAAACAUUGUGAUA
Messenger RNA from Eleginops maclovinus (Patagonian blennie), 1891 nucleotides. RefSeq names its product DNA damage-inducible transcript 4-like protein. The record is from RefSeq and is a predicted model, not a curated record. Gene Ontology annotation, cellular component: cytoplasm. The coding region runs from base 174 to 755 and encodes 193 amino acids. NCBI's taxonomy places the organism in Eukaryota, Metazoa, Chordata, Actinopteri, Perciformes, Eleginopidae. Gene Ontology annotation, biological process: negative regulation of signal transduction. The transcript has 3 exons.